GGCUGGCCCACGGCCAUCGCCACACUCUGAGCAAAGAAGGGGUCAGGACGACUUCAUCUGCAAAUCAGUUUUGAUUUUGCUCACGGAUGCAAUACCCUGUCACCGAAGGAGCUCCCCAGUUCUGCAACAGUAUCAUGCAUGCAGUGGGAGAAAUUUUCCAAGAGAGACGUUUUGCUGGUCCCUCGCUCCCUGCACCGCGUCAAAGGSACAUCCUGACAAGACCUUUUCUUCCUGAUUAAUGUCCGAGUUACAACAAUGGACGCGGAGUUGGAGUUUGCCAUCCUGCCAAGCACGACUGGCAAACAGCUUUUUGACCAGGUGGUGAAGACGAUCGGACUGAGGGAAACAUGGUUCUUCGGCCUUCAGUAUCAGGACAGCAAAGCCUUCUCCACCUGGCUCAAGAUGAACAAGAGAGUGACGGCUCAAGAUGUGAAGAAGAACAACCCCCUGCUGAUUAAGUUCAGGGCCAGGUUUUACCCGGAGGAGGUAGCCGAGGAGCUGAUCCAGGAGGCGACGCAGCGCCUCUUCUUCCUGCAGGUGAAGGAGAGCAUCCUGAACGACGACAUAUACUGCCCGCCUGAGACUGCAGUGCUACUGGCGUCGUAUGCAGUGCAAGUCAAACACGGAGACUACAGCAAAGAUUAUCACGUACCGGGAUACCUCACCAAAGAGAAGUUGCUGCCUCAGAGGGUUUUGGAGCAGCACAAGCUGAAUAAGAAUCAGUGGGAGGAAAGAAUCCAGGUGUGGCAUCAAGAGCACAAGGGAAUGCUGAGGGAGGACGCAAUGCUGGAGUAUCUGAAGAUAGCCCAGGACCUGGAGAUGUACGGGGUCAACUACUUCAACAUCAAGAACAAGAAAGGGUCCGAGCUGUGGCUGGGAGUGGACGCGCUGGGGCUGAACAUUUAUGACAAGAAAGACAAGAUGACCCCAAAGAUCGGCUUCCCCUGGAGUGAGAUAAGAAACAUCUCAUUCAACGACAAGAAAUUUGUCAUCAAGCCUAUUGACAAGAAAGCCCCGGACUUUGUUUUCUAUGUACCUCGUCUCCGCAUCAACAAACGCAUCCUGGCAUUGUGCAUGGGAAAUCAUGACCUGUACAUGCGCAGACGCAAACCCGACACCAUCGAGGUGCAGCAGAUGAAGGCCCAGGCCAGGGAGGAGAAGAACAAGAGGCAAAUGGAGCGGGCUCUGCUCGAGAGCGAGAAAAAGAAGCGAGAAAACGCCGAGAAGGAAACGGAGAAGAUUGCCCGUGAGACCAUGGAGCUGAUGGAACGAUUGAGACAGAUUGAAGAGCAGACAAAGAGAGCUCAAGACGAGCUGGAAGAGCAGACCCGCAGAGCCCUGGAGUUGGAAAAGGAGAGAACAAUCGCUCAGGAGGAGGCAGAGCGUCUGGACAAMGACCGCAGAGCUGCAGUGGAGGCGAAAGCGGCCCUGCUGCACCAUUCCGAGACCCAGAUCAAGAGCCAGGAAGGCCUGGCCACUGAGCUGGCUGAGCUCACCACUAAGAUCUCCCAGCUGGAAGAAGCUAAGAAGAAAAAGGACGAGGAGGCGCAGCAAUGGCAGAAAAGGGCCUUGAUGGUAGAAGCUGAUUUGGAGCGAACCAAAGACGAGCUGAAGACUAAACUAAUGGGUGUCCAACUCCAGAACUCUGUUCACCCCCACAUGCACGAGCACGACGAGACGGACGAGAGCAGCGCAGAGGCGAGCGCCGAGCUGACCGCCCCCGGCACGGUCCGCGACCGCAGUGAGGAGGAGAGGGUGACGGAGGCGCAGAAGAACCAGAGGCUGCAGAAGAACCUGAAGUUCCUGAGCAUCGAGCUGGCCAGCGCCGUAGACGAGAGCAAGAAGACCCCCAAUGACCUGAUCCACGCUGAGAACGUGAGGGCAGGCCGUGACAAAUACAAGACCCUGCGUCAGAUUCGCCAGGGCAACACGAAGCAGCGCAUCGACGAGUUCGAGUCCAUGUAAGACGGCGAAGGCUCAGAGCUGCGCUAAACAGCGAGGACGAAGUGGAGGUUUUAGAUGAGUAGAGGCUGAUUAUUACCCAGGAAAACGUCUCGAUGUAACCGAAUGUGACAGAAAAAUAAUUUAUCACGCUGUGAGUUCUUUGGCAUCAUCUUUUUUUUUUUUUUUUUUUUUUUUUGAAAAUAACAAACUGCCCCCUGAAAGCACGUCUCAAGUUCCACCCAGUAGUUGGAAACUUGUAUCUUUCUCGCCCUUUGUUCCCCCCCCUGAUGUCCCGGACAGUCUGAUUACACACACACACACACACACACACACACACACACACAGCUGCCAUUUUUAAACGACAGUCCUUGUGAAACAUUUCCCUGCCGCCGACGGAUUGGGAAAGAUUUGAGCCGCUUUGCAGGUACUCCAUGUUACACUUGUUGUCUGCCUUAAGAUGAUUAAGAAAAAAAAAAUGCCCCAAAAGCAAAUAUCAGUACUACUCCGUUUUCUGUGUUGUUUCCAUACGAAUGAGUGAGCGAACAUCACCUUCAAUGUGCCUAACGAGGCAUAUAGUCGCCAAUUAUAACUUUUGCCAUUCAUGUACACAAAACACCGAGUUCCCAGCAUCAUCUCCUCAUCACUGCACUUAGUUUUAUUACCCAGUCUUGCAAAAAUGAAUGUUUGAAUUCAAAUCAAAUAUUUGGAGCAGUUCUGUUGGGUCUUUAUUCCCUCCCCCCCURCCCCCACCUCUAAUGAAUGAAAAUACAAAGGUACAUUAUUAGGCUAUAUUUGUGUGGUUUACCGUUAAUAAUUGUUUUAAACAUGAAUGAAUUGUUCACACUUGUAAGCUUGUCAUAAUUAGAGAAUAAAGAGAGAGUGCACCCUGGAUACAUGUCAGUUUAUAUUUCAAUGUGGUUGAGUUUUUUUGUUUUUUAUUUACCGUGGGUGAAUAAAAAUUUGAAGUGUG
Poecilia reticulata (guppy) is the source of this 2914-nucleotide messenger RNA. Its product is annotated as moesin a-like. The record is from RefSeq and is a predicted model, not a curated record. Gene Ontology annotation, molecular function: actin binding. Gene Ontology annotation, cellular component: cytoskeleton. NCBI's taxonomy places the organism in Eukaryota, Metazoa, Chordata, Actinopteri, Cyprinodontiformes, Poeciliidae.